Molecule: messenger RNA, 454 nt
Organism: Plectropomus leopardus (leopard coralgrouper)
Lineage: Eukaryota; Metazoa; Chordata; Actinopteri; Perciformes; Serranidae
Product: cytochrome c oxidase subunit 6B1-like
Cellular component (GO): respiratory chain complex IV; mitochondrion
Source: RefSeq, a predicted model, not a curated record
GGUUUCCCGACAUGCUCUGCGAGUGAGCAGCCUCCCGACCAAAGGACGCUGAGAUUAUAGCGGAAUUUCUCUGUGAAAGAAAUCCAGCAGUUUGAAAAUGUCUGAGAUUGAUGAGAAGAUCAAGAACUACAGGACGGCUCCAUUCGACGCCCGCUUCCCCAACACCAACCAGACCCGCAACUGUUUCCAAAACUACCUGGAUUUCCACAGAUGUAACAAAGCUCUGUCUGCCAAAGACCAGGACACGGCUCCCUGUGAGUGGUACAAGAGGGUCUACAAGAGCCUCUGCCCCAUCAGCUGGGUUCAGAAAUGGGACGAGCAGUUGGAAAAUGGAAGUUUUCCCGGAAAGAUCUGAACAGACACAUUCCUCUUCCUUCGUCCUAGUAUCUUAAUGUGAAGCCUCUGCUCUUUCUGUACAGACGCGACUAAAUAAAUUAUUUAAUGUUACUGUGAA